CAACAAGUAAACUCGAGCUUAAUAAAUACAACUUAGUGACAAGCAUGGGCUAAAUGUGUUUUUGUGAGUGAGCGUUGUUGUGGUUUGUUGACAGUAUGGCGGAUACAGCCAGCAGCUAACUAGCUCACUGUUAGCGUUUCCACUCACUGCGUUAUUUUGCUUCUUCGGACUGAUGAGGAAAUCGUGGAGGAUGACCUGAACAUCAGCUGAUUAACACACUCUCCGCUGAGCUGUGUAACGUGUAAACGUGUUAGCUAAUUGUUUCUCAUAGCGUGUUCGCUUGGGAAUUGUUUACAGUCUGGACGGGAGCUGAUUUAAAGCGCUUUCACUUCGUACGUUUACUUCAUUAUAACUUGGUUUUCUAACCAGUACCACCAUCAUGCAUGACGCAUACGAACCUGUGCCAAUUUUGGAGAAACUGCCCCUCCAGAUCGACUGCCUGGCAGCGUGGGAGAAUUGGCUCCUAGUGGGCACAAAACCAGGCCACCUGCUUCUGUACAGAAUUAAAAAGGAUGCAGGUACAAACAGAUUUGAGGUAACACUAGAAAAAUCCAACAAGAACUUUUCAAAGAAGAUUCAGCAGCUGUAUGUGGUAUCCCAGUACAAUAUUUUGAUCAGUCUGUUGGAGAAUAAUAUUUAUGUCCAUGACUUGCUCACGUUUCAGCAGAUGACUGUGGUAACAAAAGCUAAAGGAGCUACACUUUUUGCUUGUGAUGUACAGCAGUCCAGCUCAGGUGAAGCUAAAUUGCGGAUGUGUGUUGCUGUCAGGAAAAAACUCCAGCUGUAUUAUUGGAAGGACAGAGAGUUCCAUGAAUUGCAGGCAGAUUUUGCCGUUCCCGAUAUUCCAAAGUCCAUGGCUUGGUGUGAAAAUUCAAUAUGUGUGGGUUUCAAGCGUGACUACUACCUGAUCCGGAUGGAUGGUCGUGGCUCGAUCAAAGAGUUGUUCCCAACUGGGAAGCAGCUGGAGCCACUGGUUGCUCCUCUAGCUGAUGGGAAGGUGGCUGUGGGUCAGGAUGACCUAACAGUGGUUUUAAAUGAGGAAGGAACCUGCACUCAGAAGUGUGCCCUCAACUGGACGGACAUCCCUGUUGCAAUGGAGCAUCAGCCUCCUUAUAUUAUUGCAGUUCUUCCACGCUAUGUGGAGAUUCGUACCUUUGAACCAAGGCUGCUGGUACAGAGUGUGGAGCUACAGAGGCCACGUUUCAUAACCUCUGCUGGGCCCAAUAUCGUGUACGUUGCCAGUAACCAUUUUGUAUGGCGUCUGGUGCCAGUUUCCAUAGCGAGCCAGAUCCGACAGCUUUUACAGGACAAGCAGUUUGAGCUGGCACUUCAGCUUGCUAAAAUGAAGGAGGACUCAGAUGGUGAUAAGAGACAGCAGAUUCACCAUAUUCAGAAUCUUUACGCCUUCAAUCUCUUCUGCCAGAAGCGUUUUGAUGAAUCUAUGCAGGUGUUUGCCAAGCUUGGCACAGAUCCAACUCAUGUUAUUGGGUUGUACCCAGACCUCCUGCCUUCGGAGUACCGGAAGCAGUUGCACUACCCCAAUCCUCUACCUACUCUCUCUGGAGCUGAGCUAGAGAAAGCCCACCUGGCUCUCAUCGACUACCUUACGCAGAAACGCAGUCAUCUGGUAAAGCAGCUAAAUGACUCAGACCCGUCCACCACCUCACCGCUUGUGGAGGGCACGCCCACCAUCAAAAGCCGAAAGAAGCUUCUUCAGAUCAUAGACACAACCUUGCUUAAGUGCUACCUCCAUACGAACGUGGCCUUGGUGUCACCUCUUCUGCGUCUGGAGAACAACCACUGUCAUGUAGAGGAGAGCGAGUAUAUUCUAAAGAAAGCCCACAAGUACAGCGAGCUGAUCAUCCUCUAUGAGAAGAAAGGCUUGCAUCAGCAAGCCCUACAGGUCCUGUUGGAUCAGUCCAAAAAAGCCAACUCUCCUUUGAAGGGUCAUGAGAGGACAGUGCAGUAUCUUCAGAGACUUGGGGCAGAAAAUCUGGGCAUUAUAUUUGAGUUUUCCCCAUGGGUACUGAAAAUCUGUCCAGAGGACGGGCUGAAGAUUUUCACAGAAGAUCUUCCAGAAGUAGAAGUGCUGCCCAGAGACAAGGUGCUGAACUUUUUGAGAGAAGGUUUUAAGGAGCUGGCCGUGCCAUAUCUGGAGCACAUUAUUUAUGUGUGGGAAGAGACGGGCCCCGAGUUCCACAAUGUGCUGAUUCAACUUUAUCUAGAGAGUGUACAAGCCCUGAUGAAGGAGUAUCUGAACUCAUUGCCUAAAGGUGUCCCAGCUGUUGCUGCAGGAAAGGAAGAAGGUGAACUCGGAGAGCUCAGAAACAAGCUGUUGACUUUCUUGGAGGUUUCCGUUCACUAUGAGCCAGACAGACUUAUUAGUAACUUCCCAUUUGAUGGUCUGUUGGAGGAGCGAGCCCUGCUACUGGGUCGAAUGGGCAAACAUGAGCAAGCACUUCUUAUCUACGUGCACAUACUGAAGGACACGCGUAUGGCAGAGGAGUACUGUCACAAGCAUUAUGACAAAUCAGCAGAUGGAAGUAAAGAUGUGUACCUGUCUCUGCUGCGCAUGUACCUGUCUCCUCCAGAUGUUAACUGUCCUAUUAAAAUGAAGAUGUUUGAACCCCAGGCUAAUCUUCAAGCUGCUCUGCAGGUCCUCGAGCUGCACCACAGCAAGCUUAACACUACCAAGGCUAUAAACCUGCUCCCAGCAAACACUCAGAUCAAGGAAAUUAGUGUGUUUCUGGAAAGUGUGCUGGAGGAGAACGCUCAGAGAAAACGCUUCAACCAGGUGCUUAAGAGCCUGCUGCAGGCCGAGUUUCUCCGGGUCCAGGAGGAGCGAAUCUUUCAUCAGCAGGUGAAGUGUGUCAUAACUGAGGAGAGGACCUGCCGAGUGUGUAAGAAAAAGAUUGGAAACAGUGCCUUUGCCAGAUAUCCAAAUGGUGUGGUGGUCCAUUAUUUUUGCUGUAAGGAUCGCAGUGUGUGUCCCACAGAACAAUGAGAUUUCCCUGCUGGAUGUACUCAAGACACAUCUCUAACUACUAAGACCUUUACAUAAGGUACCUUAUAAGAAAGUGACUUAAAUGAAAGGAAUGCAAAUCUGCCACUCAGUGGGCAGCUUGGCACGGACAACGAACUACAAGGACUGUUUUGUGUAGGAAAUGUUACAGCACCUUGAAAUUUGGUUGGUGAUCAGUGAAAGCAAAAUUGCUAUCAUUUUCUAGCUUUGAAGACAAUUGACACUGCACAACAUACUGUAGAAUUCUUCAUUUCUGUGAGGAAAAAUGCCUCUUCUACCUAUAGCUUGUUUUUUUUAUUUUAUUUUGAGGUACAUGCUUAACAUCCGUCAUACAUCAUGCCUUGUGUGUCAGUGGGAGAGCUUUAUAGGCCUGAGUUUCAUUUAUAUAAAGGCUAUCAUUGUUCUGUUCCACCUCGAUUAAUCAGAAAUAUAUUUUAUAUUUGACUGAAGUUAAAAAUGGUAAAAAGAGUAAAAAGAAGUUUGGGUCAGACAUUGUGCCUAGUGGUUAACUGUUCAUCAGAAGGUCAUUAUAAUAAUAGCCGGCGUAAUCGACUAUUAUUUGAAGACGGUUAAGCAUUAAUUAACAAAGCUCAUACCAGCUAAUCAAGCUUGGUCACGACCCAUAAACAAAGCCUGUAUCUAUUAAGAGAUGUCGUAUUUUAAAGCUCUUCCAGACAAACAAGUCACAUUGUGAAUGUAACAUAGUCUGCUAUGUCCUACUUCAAUAUUGGCUUGUGCAUGGAGCUAAAUAUUGCAUAUCCCCAUGUGCAGAGGUUCCUCUACUGUCUAAUUACCUCUAGACUAAUGGCCCACACUCUAAUGGUGCUGCUGUGUGAACUCGUUUUAGCGCUGGUCUAAAUUUACAUCAGGUAGCUGUUAAAACAACAUUUAUAGAAUAAUUACUUACUUAUAUUCACAAAAGAAAUGUUAAGAAUUGACCCAGAGUACUUGAAUAAGCAGUUGAUCAUUUACAAGCCCCUAUAACAAUAGAUAGGCUUUCCUUUUGAAUUAUGAACUUGUGAUGCCUAGUACUGCUGGAGGAAGAAUCCCGUGCCCACUUGGUCUUAGUACAACACAUUCUACUGUUGAAUGACAGAACCUGGUUAAUAGAAGACCAGUAAUUAUUUAAUUGCCUGACAUAAAAGAUAGCUUUUUAAAAAAAAGUAGAAAAAUAAUGCUGUUUCCUUUUUUCAGUCAUUGUUAGCCUGUUGUGGGAUUUCUUCUCUUCUUUUGCCUUAUCUUUUGUCUGCACUGUCUCAUGCACGCUUGUGUUUGUGCUUCAGGAAUAUACAGUUCUACUGUUUGCACACCACAUACACACAGCAAUUAACUUUAGUUUUAGGUUUCAGCACAAGCUUUUGUAUUGCACUGCAAUUGGCUUCUCAACAGCCGUGCACUUAAUCAUAAUCUCUAUUUCUCCAACUUUUUUGCAUGAUGUAAUUAAACAUAAAAAUUACGUUUUGUGCUUUGUCAAUUCCUGUCAAAUCCUUUCCAGACUGUUAUUUUGAGUUCGGCUUGAGUGCACUCUUGGCUUUACAGUAUUUACUUUAGUGGUUUUGGCUGCAUUCAUGAAACCAGAUACUUUUUGUCUUUUUGUCAGUUCUGCCUUUUUUUUUCUAGUUUUGUACAAAAUAUGUAGCAAGUUUGUUCUGAAGAUAAUGACAAUGUAUUCUUAAUGUAAUAUGCAAACCAGCCAGACAUGUUUUCUUGUUGUGGAAAGCUUUUUGACAGCAAAUGUCUCUGCUCACAGCAGCAUGGCACUUUUGGCUUCUAUCUAACGUGUGAUGUUAAUUUAUUUCUGGCACUAAAUUGGACUUGUUGUUGCUACAUGGAGGCAAAGCCACUUCUGAUUAGAGUGGACACUGCACAUAGGUGCUCUGUAAUUGCUUCCAUGUAGGGAGUGAUUUUUAGGUAGCACCAGCACCCAGGCUUGUUAAAUGUGUGCAGCAAUUUGUCCAUCCAACUUUGUCAUUAACCUGUCAUUUCCUCUGUUAUUUUACUUGUUCUUGACCCAGACUGUUGCCUAGACUGAAGAGGAUAAAUGAUGGUUGCUUAUGUUUGGAAGCAUCAUGUACAGGAUGUGUUUGGGUUGAAAAGUUGUAUUAAAAUAUAAGAUGAGGGUAAUACUAAUGCUAAUAAACAAUUCUCUUGUCAUGUG
Messenger RNA from Trichomycterus rosablanca, 5180 nucleotides. It is a transcript of the gene vps39, whose product is annotated as VPS39 subunit of HOPS complex. The transcript has 24 exons. Lineage: Eukaryota; Metazoa; Chordata; Actinopteri; Siluriformes; Trichomycteridae. Gene Ontology annotation, molecular function: protein binding. The record is from RefSeq and is a predicted model, not a curated record. Gene Ontology annotation, biological process: autophagy; endosomal vesicle fusion; vesicle-mediated transport. Gene Ontology annotation, cellular component: cytoplasm; membrane. Bases 380 to 3004 code for a protein of 874 amino acids.